Orussus abietinus is the source of this 2769-nucleotide messenger RNA. Its product is annotated as proteoglycan 4. The record is from RefSeq and is a predicted model, not a curated record. Bases 7 to 2643 code for a protein of 878 amino acids. Lineage: Eukaryota; Metazoa; Arthropoda; Insecta; Hymenoptera; Orussidae. The transcript is spliced from 5 exons.
UCGAUCAUGGAAACGAGCCGAAGGUUGGCAGCUUUGCUGCUUUUGGUGAACCUGGUUAUCGAGUCCAAAUCGAAAGGGAUUCAGUCAGCAACUUUGAUCCUUUUAAAGGAUCUAGACGUCCCCAUAAACGAGGUAAAGGAUAAGAUCAUUAAUGCCGCGGAAAAGGAAGCUCUCCGAGCCCUGAGGACUUCGGGACAGGUGAUCAUGCUGCAAACUGGAGGAAACGCGCGCUCCAAGAAAUCCCCUGUAAUCUCGAAGGAGAACACCUUAUCACGGCAAGAUAAAAAAGCGAAAUCUCUGUCGAAUGUGCAAACCCGGAAGAAACGGGAAAGAGGAUCGACGGCUGCCGAGCACGAUCCAAAAGAGCAUCCGGAAACGGUCCAAAAUCAGGAUCAGGACCAGAAGUUCGAUCCAUCCCAAGUUCAGCGAAGAACGAUUCCUAUGAAGCCGACGGAGGCUCCAAAUGUUCCCCAAGAAUUUGAGCCUAAAAAGACUAGAAGAAAAGUCCCUAGAAGGAAUAGCGGUCGAGGCCAAGGAACCACGGCGAUAACAGCGACGAAUGUGGAGUCAACGCCAGGUGUAAUAAACUUGGAGACUUCGACAACGAUUCCACAAAAUAAUAGUCGUAGGAGGAGAAGGAAGAAACCAAGAGGUGAGGCUAUACCACCAACAAACGCCACAUCCCCGGAAACGCAAAAGAUAUCGGCAACAAGAGCAAGCGAAACGAUUCAACCAUCCACAACGACUAUAAAUUCGGCAUUCAGAUGGAGACAUUCCAAGAUCAGGGAUCCUAGAACCGAAGGAAAUGUUCAACAAGACCCUACCACGUCUCCACAGCCUCGACAGAUCUGGACCACUCAAACGUGGGCAGCCCCCCAGCGAACGUCCACCACGGAGGAGUCCAUAAAUUCGGAAAAUUCGAUACAUCUCCAAGAAGAGACUCCAAAACCGUACGAGGAGAUCUUAGAGAAGAAGAAAAGCAGAGAAGGCUUCGCCCCUUUCGAUCCAACAUCCUCGCCAGAGCCGUUCAGGCCGGCCAAGGGACCGGGAAGAACAAGACACCCCAAGAAUUUGAUACCCCAACAAGAUAAGACCUCGAAACCCAUCGAGGAUGUCCUGGAGAAGAAGAAGAGCAUAGAAGACUUCAUGCCCUUCGGCUCCGCAUCCUCCCCGGAGCCGUUCAGAUCCUCCAAAGAUCCAACAGGAACAAAAGAGGAGAUGAGACCUGACGAGGAGGAGGAACCACAUCAGCUGGACCACACCACACCUCGCGAGUUCCAAACAAAAAGGAAGAAAUUACUGAAGCAAAAAAUAAGCGACAUACCAUCGCCCAUACACCCUGACUACGAAGUGCCAACCCAAUCGAUCGGUUAUCCUACUUCUUCGAAUCCACCUUCUAGAUACAAGAAGGUGAAGAUCCCCAGGAAGGUGCCCACAACAAUCCCGGAUUACGGUCCAGAAAACGAAGACUCGCCUACGGAUGCAAUCCCCGAACAAAGUGGAGAGUUCAUCACCAGCAACGAUCCACCACUGUCCAUUAAUCGACGCCAUUUUGGAGACUCUUCAUCCGAAGAAGAGGACGAUGGCUUGAAGAAGUUUUCCCCGGUGUCACGUCCCAGACCGUUCAGGGUGACCGCUGAUAACCCCAAGGAUCCGCAGAGUCUAGACUCCAGGGAGGUCCAACAGGAAGAACAAGAGUCGCCUGCCAAGUUGGAUGAGCAAAAUUCGGACUUGGAGGUAAAUUCGGGACCCCACGACGUGGCGACGUCUGCGACUGCUUUCCAGCACGUAGAUAAUGGGAGGCGCCGUGAUAAGAACUCGAAGGGACCUGAUGAUUACGACCACGAUGACGUGGUGGGAGCCCUGGAGACUGUGGAAAACGCGAAGGUUCAGGAAGUUGAAGCCGAAGCGCAGGGGACUGUCCAGGAUCUCAAACACGAGGAGAGCAACAAGGAGGACAAGCAUGACGAUGAUGAGGAUCAUCACCAUGCCGUCGAAAAAGGAGUCGAACAGGAACACGAUGAGGAGCAUCACGAAGCUAGCGGAGAAAACGGAGACAAGGGCUACGAAACCUGGCACGAGCACGAUAAGGCGGAAAAGGGGCAUCACGAUAAGGACGAUCAUGUUCGUCAUUACUCGGAGGAUCACGGGGAGGAGAAAAAGCACGAUGACGAGGGUGGGUAUCACGCGGAACAUCACUUCGGGGAGGAGGCUGAAAAGGAUGCCGAGUAUGGCGAAAAGGGUGAACAUCAGAAGGGCCACAGCACGAAAGGAAAACACACGAUUCAUAAGAAGGAUGAGUAUGAGAAGAAGACGGAAUUCUUUGACGAGUUCAACGAAGACGGAGGGAUGGCAAAGGACGGGGAAUUCCAUCAUGAACACGAAGAGCAGAAAGGAGGGCACAAGAAAACCGGUCACCACGACUCCGGACACCACGAAGAAGACCAUGGCAAGGGGGAGAAACACGAAGAAGGCCACCAUCGAGACGAACACGUGGGUCACAAAAAAGCCGUUGGACAACAAAAGCAUCACAAACAUGGGGAGAAACACGGAGAAAAGGGCGACCACCAGGAAGGCCACAAAUGGGCCUACAAGAAGUCCGAAGGUGGAGAUGACCAGAAGAAAGGAAAAGGACGCAAGUGAGAUUCCCUGUCCAGAAAUUAGUACCAUAAACUCAUGCCCGACUUCGCGUUCCGGGGGGACCAGAAAGGAAGUCUUCGACCCUGAAGAACAUCCCGAGGGAUUUCGGUUGUUGGACUUUCUCAACGA